UCGGUCAAUUUGCAUCUGGAAUCGGAAAUACUGAUGCAGGUUUUGUUCUGGGUACUGGAAAGAUUUUGCUCAAGGUAAGUAACUACUUUUAUCCUAUUUCUAAUUGUAUUUGAUUUUCACUUGGACCACAUGUAUAACUGUGCUUUCAGUUUGCAUCUGGAGACCACAUUCCUUUGAUUCAUAUACUUGUUAUUGAGUAUAAGUAGAGAAAAAAGGAUAUAUACCUAUGAUGAAUAUCUCAAAGUUUAGUUAAUUUCGCGUGGAUCGCAUGUCCAUGUCUCAUUUGACAUAUAUGGUAUCUACCUAAAGUUUUAAAUAGUGUCGUCAUUUAAGGGAGGCAAGCGCAUUGAAAUGUUUAAAAUUCUAUUCUUUAGAUCCCCGUGUUUCAGGUUCCUGCAGCUCUCACAUAGAUCUACUGUGAAACACAGGUUCCUCCAACUAUCAGAUUUGUAUUGGAUGGUGAAAUUCCCAAUUACAUACUGCUGAUAAAACAACAUAUGACUACCUUAAGGACAAGACUACUGUGUAUUAUGAACCUGUCUACAGUGAUGAGCAAGCCAGGAGAGCCGUGGAGCAAUGUUAAAAUUGUCUACAUGUGACUUAUAGGUCACGGUUUCAAGCCAUAGAAUCAGCCACUCAUGCUUGUGUCAGGGUACACUCACUUGGGGUGCGGGCUUUUCCCCAGCCCUUGCGUAAACAUGGAUGCAUCAUGGCUUUGUUGAAGAAAUAGCUUAGCAUGUAUGCUAAGAUGAUAUUCAUUAUGACUUAUGAGGUGAUUGCCAUAAAUUCCAGAUUUCUUGCGGAGUAUCAUUUCGACAUCUCAAAGUUGGAGCCCUUAGUAGCAAAGCAUCAUUCUCCUGGUAAUCGUGCUUUGGCCAGAGAAUGCGAAGAUGUUAAGAUUGACAGAGUAUAUAUUGGAUCUUGUACCGGUGGAAAAACAGAAGACUUCAUGGCUGCUGCCAAAGUUUUUCUAGCAUCAGGAAAGAAGGUCAAAGUUCCAACAUUUCUCGUCCCUGCUAUGCAGAAGGUCUGGAUGGAUUUAUAUACUAUCCCAGUUCCAGAAUCUGAUGGCAAAACAUGUUCACAGAUUUUCGAGGAUGCUGGCUGCGAUGCACCAGCAAGUCCUAGUUGUGGUGCUUGUAUGGGUGGCCCUAGAGACACUCAUGCUCGGUUAAACGAACCUCAGGUAUGUGUCUCAACCACAAACAGAAACUUCCCGGGGCGAAUGGGCCAUAAGGAAGGUCAAAUUUAUCUUGCAUCUCCAUAUACAGCUGCAGCAUCUGCAUUAACUGGUCACGUUACUGAUCUUCGAGAUUUUCUGCAGUAACAAUCUUGAUUAUUCAUGUUAAAACGCGCUAAAGCUUGAACUUUUCUUUGUAAUGUACACCUGAAGAUGUUUGUGUUUCUGACUUCUGUGACAAAAUACAGGUUUUUCAAGUACUCUUAGCUGUAGUUACAUUUAUUUGCUUGUGGAAAGUGUAAAGACGUGCUGAAUUUUUUGAAUCGUCUCAUUUAAAAGAUUAGUGUCUCGAUAUAACUUCUCUAUUA
Solanum tuberosum (potato) is the source of this 1548-nucleotide messenger RNA. Its product is annotated as 3-isopropylmalate dehydratase large subunit. The transcript is spliced from 7 exons. The coding region runs from base 737 to 1327 and encodes 196 amino acids. The record is from RefSeq and is a predicted model, not a curated record. NCBI's taxonomy places the organism in Eukaryota, Viridiplantae, Streptophyta, Magnoliopsida, Solanales, Solanaceae.